AUGUUGAUUACCGAGACCUUCCAUGAUGUGCAGACGUCGUACGGCACCACUUUGCGUGUCUACGUGUACUCUCCUAAAAUUGCGGGCUAUCCGCAGGCGAAGUUCCCCGGUGUGGUCUUGUACAGUGAGAUCUACCAAGUGACGGGCCCUGUUCGUCGUUUUGGCCAAAGAAUCGCCUCUGAAGGCUACGUGGUUGUGGCGCCUGCCAUCUACCACAACUUCAUGGGUCCUGAGGCGUUGCCCUACGACGUGCAAGGCACCGAUAUCGGCAACGAGUACAAGAUCAAGAAGCCGCUGGAGUCGUACGAUGAGGACAACAAGCUGUGUUGCGACCUGCUUUUCCAACUACCGCAGUUCGACGGCAAAAGAAUUGGGUCCACAGGGAUGUGUCUGGGGGGCCACCUGGCCUUCAGGGCGUUGUUGGACAAGAGGGUCACGUGCGCAACGUGCUUCUUCCCCACUGAUAUUCACUCGAGAACCUUGGGGCUGGGCGAGAACGACGACUCACUGGAACGUGUUUCGAAGGAGCUGGGCAACGACCAGGAAAUGGUUCUGAUCUUCGGUACUUCGGACACCCACGUGGACCCGGAGGGCCGUGACCUGAUCAGGAAGACGCUCAGAGACCACGGCGUGAAGUUCACGUUCUUGGAGGUCUUGGCCGCCCAGCAUGCGUUCAUCCGUGAUGAGUUCAGCAAGGGCAGAUUCGACUCGGCCAUCACCCAGAGCUGUCUCGGAUUCCUGUUCGAGCAAUUCAACAGGAAACUGAGACUUGACCUGGGCGAGUUCGAGGACGAUAACAGCCCACUCGAACACGUUUGUUGA
Molecule: messenger RNA, 822 nt
Organism: Saccharomyces eubayanus
Lineage: Eukaryota; Fungi; Ascomycota; Saccharomycetes; Saccharomycetales; Saccharomycetaceae
Product: carboxymethylenebutenolidase
Exons: 1
Coding region: 1-822 (273 amino acids)
Molecular function (GO): hydrolase activity
Source: RefSeq, a predicted model, not a curated record